Molecule: messenger RNA, 3652 nt
Organism: Gasterosteus aculeatus aculeatus (three-spined stickleback)
Lineage: Eukaryota; Metazoa; Chordata; Actinopteri; Perciformes; Gasterosteidae
Source: RefSeq, a predicted model, not a curated record
AAGACGAAAAAAAGUGAUAUUAGAAGUCUGGCUAGCCACCAUCAGACAUGACCGAAGCGAAUGAUGAGAACAGCAACAAUACGCCACAACGUCAGGUGAGUUAGUCAUUUCUAGUUUUGUGAUGUUAUGUUUUUCGGUGCAUUUGAUGAAACCUGCUGUUAUCCGACCGUUUCGGAAAAAAUGACGUUCGCUAGCUAGCCGGAGAUAUAGCUAUAACUUAAGCUAACCUACCGGCUAACAUUAAUGUUGUUAUUGUAGCAAGCAUGGCUUACUUUUGUAAAUGAAAAACUGUACCUUAUGUUUUGUCAUUUUUAUGUCUUAACAUGUUAAAUGAUAUAGGGUCAUGGUGCAGUUGAGUCAGCAGCCCGAAAUGUGGUGUCUGUGUUGCUAAACAGUAUGGGCACUAACUGCCCAACACGGCCGUCAGAGACGGAGCUCCCUAGAACUGUGCAGCAAGAAAUGACAAGAAUUUCAGUCGUGGUAAAAAGAGGUGUUUGACUGCCACCAAGCACCUUAAGACCAGCAAAACAACGGCUCUUAAUUUUUAUCUUCUGCCAAAAAGUACAUUACAUACACCGUUGCCAACUGAGGAGCUUGAACUCCUCCAGGCGGGUAUUGGAAGACAAACUGUGUCUCUUCCUGAAGAUGGUGACCACACAGAGAUUUCAAAGCUCCUGACGAACGCAUUUCCAAAAAUGGAGGAUCUUUGUGGGGGAUGGCUUUUGCAUAAGGCAACAGGUGGCAGUGGUCGACGAAAGCUGAUUGUCAUUGCACCAGAAGCAGAGGGGUAUUCUGUCAGAGCUCUGCGAGCUGCGUCAGCAGGGGGCAAAGCCACGUUUUACAUCGUACCACUCCAGGAGACUUUAGACACCUCUCCUCUGCCUUCUGACUCACAGCAUUUUUCCAAAAUGCCAAGGAAGACAUGCUACCAGUGUAAAGAGGCGAUGCCUUUGCAUAUGCUUGCAGUACACAUAAAGACUUGCAAGGGAAAACUCUCCUCCGACGAGACUUGUGAAGAGUCCUCUGAUGAGUUAUGGGUUGUGGAGAACAAGUGCAAGGUGGUUUGUCCAAUUUGCACCAAAGAAUUCCCAGAUAAUGAGAUCACAUUCCAUGCUAGCCUAUGUGGAGAGAGCUUUGAAUGUACAGUGACUUCUGAAGCAAAUGACAGUGGCCCAAGUACGCAUGCUCAAUCUCCAGUAUGUAAACCAAGAAGUACGGAAGAUGUAUUGCACUUCCUUGAACAUCAAGUUGACACAACAACAGAAUUUAAGUUGUGUGUGGACAGAGAAGACCUUCCAGACAGGGGCAUUCUCCAGUGGAAAAGAAAGAAAGCUGCAUCUCCUGCCAGUGCUCUUAAGGUGGUGUAUAUAGGAGAGGCAGGUAUUGAUACAGGAGCACUUAGGAAAGAGUUUUUAACUGAUAUGGUUUCAGGUAUUGAAAACAGGUUCUUUGAAGGAGCUGGAAACCAGGGUAAAAAUCCCAAGUACUCUUUGACAGACCUUGAUAACGAAAACUUCAGAACUAUUGGUGAAAUAAUGGCAGCCAGCCUCGCACAAGGUGGCCCACCUCCUGCUUUUUUGAGAGAGUGGUGCUACAACUUCCUCUGCACAGGAGAAGUGGACUUAAAUUCUCUGUCUAAGGAAGAUGUGGCCGAUCUAGAAUCUUGUCAACUCAUCAGCAGGGUCGACGAUUCUGCAGAUGCUCAGUGUCUGAUGUUGAACGUUGAUGAAAUUAUAAGCUGUGGAUACACGAGCCAGAUCACCCUGGAAUGCAAAGAAAGCAUCAUUCGAGCAAUUGUCCUACAUUCUACUACAAGACUGAUUCCAAUGCUGCAGCAAAUUCGAAAGGGCAUGGAACUGUACGGCCUGGUGAACCAGAUGGCUGCAAACCCUGAAGCUUGCCGCUCCCUGUUUGUUCCCGGGAAGAUUAUCAAGCCUGAUGCUGAUUUCAUAAUCAUGAACUGCCAGCCCAAUUUCAGUGAAAAGGGGACAUCUAAGGGGAGAACUGAGCGGAAGAUCAUCAACUUUCUGCAAGAUUUCUUGCAGGAGGUUGAAAUGUCAGAUGGGGAGACAGACCGUGCAGCUGGUGACACAUAGCCUCUUGCAGUGCCACACGUGCUCCAGUGGAUGACGGGGCAGUCCCACAUCCCCAUGCUCCCUGAUGAAAAGAGACAUUUCAAAAUAACAUGCAACUUUGACCACAACUGCAGGGAGCGACUAGGAGAUCACGCAGUUUGCUAUCCAAUUGUGAGUGCAUGCACUCAGACUGUGACUUUUCCAGUACAGCAUCUUAGCACUUACACUGACUUUAGGAGAAUCAUGAGUGAAGCAGUUAAAUAUGGUGGUGGGUUCCACAGAGUUUAACACAUCUAGGUCUACUCCAAUCAAAGCAAUUAUUGCUACUGUUAGUAAUACAUCCAAAAGGGUGCCACUCCUGAAGUGCCUUUUUUUGCUGGUCCGUUAGUAAAGUUAAUUGGAUGUUUUUGCCAAGUUCAAAAUUGUAACCAGCUAAGACGUUCAUGUUUAAAUGUCAUUGUUGGUUGGACACAAUGUUCAAGUAUCGUGUGUACAAGUCACGACCAUGUGACUGAGAAUGUUCCAGGGGAUCAAGAGUUCUCUGAAGUUCUUCCAGGGCUUCCUCAUUCAGUGGGCAUACAAUUUCUGGAACCACAACUGCACCGUCUCCUUGCAGUAUUGCACUCUCCCAUUCAAUGCCUGGAUCUUGAAGUUCCUACAAAUCCAGCAAAAAAACAAUUCAAAUAAAUUAAGACUCUGUACCUUUUAAAACAUUUUUCUGAUGUUUUCUGUCUAUUUAAAUCUAAUCUUUAAUGUCUUAUGUCAUGAAACAAGACCUAUAUCUCUUUGCCAAACCGUGUUUGCUGUUUUAAGCCCCCAACGUCCUUCCAGGCAGCACGGCAAUGGUUAUGUUUAGCUGCCUGGAUCCGGAUGUCGGCGGCUUAAAACACCAUUGAGCCUGCGAGAUGUUUUUUUUUUUUUUUAUAUAUACUGUAUAUAUUUAGUGUGAACUGUCCUUUUUAUAAUUGUGUACCUCAAGACUCUCCCCUUCGUCUAGAGCUUGUUCAUGUCCCAUAAACCACAGUUGUUCAGGACUGAGACCUCCCUCUGUCCGUAGAGGAUGAUUAUUCCAUCCUCUAGUGAAGGUAUCAAGGUCUGCUCGGAGUCGAGGGAUAAAGAUGUAGUGGACGCCAAAGAGAUCAACCACAUCAGAGAAAUCAAGGAGACCAUCUUCCUCCAGAGAGUGAAGAACAUCAUGGUACUUGCUAGUGACUGCAACCCAGACAUCCCGCCAAAGUCGCUCUAUUCUAGAAUGAAAUUUUAAUUGGUUGACUGAUUUAUAAAGCAAUAUGUACUUUCAAACAAUUCAAUUGUUCCAAGAAGUAUUUAUGCAGUCAAAAACUGACAAAAACAACUUACCUCUGAUUGUGGACACUCUUUCCCGAGAUAAAGCUCGCUCUUCCUGUUCCCCGUGUGGUGAACAUAAAGUGUGCGAUGUCUACAUUCUCAACACCCUGAUCCCCCCUUUCUCUAAGAUGAAAACAAAUUUAAAUGACAUACAAAAGGUUUACUUUAACUUUAGAAUAUGAAGUUAUAGUUUCUGGGAUACAAUUAUAAAUUAAUAAAACAAUCAAAUG